Scomber japonicus (chub mackerel) is the source of this 1685-nucleotide messenger RNA. Its product is annotated as P2Y purinoceptor 13-like. The coding region runs from base 326 to 1162 and encodes 278 amino acids. NCBI's taxonomy places the organism in Eukaryota, Metazoa, Chordata, Actinopteri, Scombriformes, Scombridae. Gene Ontology annotation, molecular function: G protein-coupled purinergic nucleotide receptor activity. The record is from RefSeq and is a predicted model, not a curated record. The transcript has 5 exons. Gene Ontology annotation, biological process: negative regulation of adenylate cyclase activity; G protein-coupled receptor signaling pathway. Gene Ontology annotation, cellular component: membrane.
ACUGACGCAAGCCAGCGGAGGCAGAGGGAUUGGCACGGAGCAGAACAAGGCUCUCUGCAGACAAUUGGGACAGGAAGCAAGGAAGGAAAGGGUCUUUUACCCGGAGGAAGACUGGCAACCUCGUUGGGAUUGUGACAAGACAGCCACACAGUAGCUCCAGAGACCACCCAUUUCCAUAAUCCCAGACGACAAGGACACCACAAGAAGCAUACUCUUUAUAGCUGCCCUUGUACUGAAUUCCCUGGCUGCAUGGAUCUUCUUUAGCAUCCCCAGCACCUCGACAUUUGUUGUCUUUCUAAAGAACGUGGUGGUGGCUGAUUUGCUGAUGACUCUGACCAUCCCUCUGAGAAUCCUGAGUGAUGCAGGUGUGGGUUCCUGGCAUCUACGGGCCUUUCACUGCCGGUACUCUGCAGUUCUUUUCUACAUCACCAUGUACAUCAGCAUCCUCUUGCUGGGCCUCAUCAGCCUGGACCGCUACCUGAAGAUAGUCAGGCCAUUUGGAAAGUGCGCCCUGCAGCAGGUCCGUGUCGGUCAGAAGCUGAGUGCAGCUGUCUGGGCAGUGAUGUUAUCUUUAGCACUACCCAAUGUCAUUUUAAGUGAUCAGCCACCACGCAUUUCUGGAGGAAAGUUGAAGUGCAGCUCCAUGAAGAGCAAAGCUGGCUUGCUUUGGCAUGAAGGAUUCAACUACUUCUGUCAGGUGAUUUUCUGGGGCACCCUGGCCUUGAUGGUGGUUUGCUACACGUUCAUCAGCAAGAAGGUGUAUGAGUCCUACAAAGCCUCAAAGAGCAGAUCUCAGGCCGCCAGUCGCAAAACAAAAGCAAAGGUCUUCGUGGUGGUGGGGGUGUUUUUCAUCUGCUUCGCCCCCUUUCACUUUGCCCGCGUUCCCUACACUCUGACCCAAACCCGCAACGUGGCAAGUCAUUGCCAGGCACUCUACGUUGCCAAGGAAACCACCCUGUGGCUGUCGGCUACUAAUGUAUGUCUGGACCCGCUCAUCUACGUGUUCCUGUGCAAGGUAUUUAGGAAAAGACUGACAGCUGCACUCGGCCCUAAAGUUCUCCACAAAAGUACCAUGGAUUCUCUCACGGCAACAUCAACUCAGCUGGAGAUGUCACAGAUACCCCACAGUAAAAGACUGUCAUACAAUGGCAUGCCAGAGUGACACACUGGACAAUGAUUCACCGGGACAUGUUUAGUCACUGUCGAGGCACAUGAACAAUUGUGUAAUUUGACCUGUCAAUGGCCUUUUUUUUUUGACGACAGGGCAUGUAAAUAUUCCAAAAUGACUGCAAGAUGAUCAAAAUCUGCUGAUAGGACAAUGCUAGGUCACAGAAAAAAGUCAAAUAGUCAUGAAGUUUCAUUACAGCAAUGACUUCCGUUUCUGAUACAGUACUAACCAAGCACUUGUGCAUGUUUGCUAACUCAUCCACCACAUUUCCUUAACUGUGCUCACUGUCAUCUUCAACUUCCUUCUGUCUAAUCUUGUUUAAACUGCACUUUCCCUUUGUAAACAUCUUGACAGGACAUAUUCUCAAAUGAAUUACACCCCACACACAGCAUUACCAAGGACUUUAUUAUAAUAAUUGUAUAACAAUUUAACAAUACAGCUCAAAUAUAUGGAUAAUAUAAAUAGAUAAUCAUAAAAAUAUGUCAUACUGUAACUGUAUGUUGUUAAAGUUUUACAU